AUGCAAAUUUUCGUUAAAACUUUAACAGGUAAGACUAUUACCUUAGAAGUCGAAUCUUCUGACACUAUUGACAAUGUCAAGUCUAAGAUUCAAGACAAAGAAGGUAUUCCACCAGAUCAACAAAGAUUAAUCUUUGCUGGUAAGCAAUUAGAAGAUGGUAGAACUUUAUCUGACUACAACAUCCAAAAGGAAUCUACUUUACACUUAGUCUUGAGAUUACGUGGUGGUGGUAAGAAGAGAAAGAAGAAGGUCUACACUACCCCAAAGAAGAUCAAGCACAAGCACAAGAAGGUUAAGUUAGCCAUCUUAUCUUACUUCAAGGUUGACGGUGAAGGUAAGGUCACCAAGUUAAGAAAGGAAUGUUCCACCUGUGGUGCUGGUACUUUCUUAGCCAACCACAACGACAGAUUCUACUGUGGUAAGUGUCACCAAGUCUUCAAGACCGGUGCUUAA
Molecule: messenger RNA, 453 nt
Organism: Tetrapisispora phaffii CBS 4417
Lineage: Eukaryota; Fungi; Ascomycota; Saccharomycetes; Saccharomycetales; Saccharomycetaceae
Gene: RPS31
Product: ubiquitin-40S ribosomal protein S31 fusion protein
Exons: 1
Coding region: 1-453 (150 amino acids)
Biological process (GO): protein ubiquitination; translation; modification-dependent protein catabolic process
Cellular component (GO): nucleus; cytoplasm; ribosome
Molecular function (GO): protein tag activity; ubiquitin protein ligase binding; structural constituent of ribosome
Source: RefSeq, a predicted model, not a curated record